Messenger RNA from Cherax quadricarinatus, 2332 nucleotides. RefSeq names its product carbohydrate sulfotransferase 15. Gene Ontology annotation, molecular function: N-acetylgalactosamine 4-sulfate 6-O-sulfotransferase activity. NCBI's taxonomy places the organism in Eukaryota, Metazoa, Arthropoda, Malacostraca, Decapoda, Parastacidae. Gene Ontology annotation, biological process: hexose biosynthetic process. The record is from RefSeq and is a predicted model, not a curated record.
UGAGUCCAUCUUCAAGUCAGUCAGUCCAAGACUCCCGUCCAGGGUGGGUGACGUUGGUACGUAGUUACGUACGUGUGUGUGCGUGUGUGGGACGUGUCGCCCAGAAUAAUACAUAUACAAUUUUCGCAAGAGAAAAAGAUGCCAAGAGAUAAUAUAUGCUGUAAUGAUCCUGGGCAAAGAUGAACAUAGCGAGAUUGCAGUGAGUGGAGUGUGAACUUGAGGAUGGUGAAGGUAGGGUCACCCCAGCAUGCGCAGAGCACAGUUCCUGGCCUCGUCUGCUGUCAUCUUCUCUUUCAUAAUCUUCGUUCUUUAUGGCAAUCACAUCCUUGUUAAUGUCUCAAAUAGGAGACUAAUGCCCAACACAAUACUAUUCUUAGAAGCCCAAGGUCAACCUCAAACUGAUGACAUAGGAAUUUUGAACGGAGUUGGAAGAGAGUUUCUUCCCAGCUUCAAGAAUCCUUGUUGGUAUGAAGAAAGAAAAAAUAACCAUGAACUGGGGAAGGUUGCAGCUUAUUAUAUUUCCACAACCAAACCAUUACUACUCUCAAAGUGUCAUUAUAAAAGGCAGUCAGAUAUGAUAUUGCGCUGUCUUCCAUACUUUUUUUUAAUUGGUCAGCCUAAGUGUGCUACAACAGAUGUCUUCCGGCGAAUUAACCUGCAUCCAGAUGUUGUGGAACCCAUAGUGAAGGGACCACACUGGUGGACAAGGAAAAGAUAUGGGCCACCUUAUGCUUCCCGACCAGUUACAUUCUCAGAAUAUCUGGAUGUCUUUAAUGCUCCUAAAAUAGAAGAGAACACAAGGUGUGAUAAAACUCUGCACAGGUGGUCGAAUGAAAAGAUUACCGGGGAUGGGAGCACUUCCACCCUCUGGGAUAGCAGCCCUACUAUGAGUUACCUAUACAAAAUAAUGUCUAGCGAUACACAGUCCAUUAGUGGGAAAUUAUUCUCAAGAUGGCAUAUAUCACAUUCAGUAUUUGAAAAAACUUCUGGCUAUGUGGGGAUGAACACAAGACAUGAUCCCAAAUCAAAAAAUGUUAUACAAAAUCUGCAGGAAGUUAAGUAUCUUCAAUAUUAUCAAUAUAAAGAUGAAGUAGUGCUCCCUUUCACAGUGGCUAAUGUCAUACACUCAGUUCUUCCAAACUCUCGAAUCAUUGCAGUGAUUCGGGAACCAGUUUCAAGGCUGUAUUCAAGUUAUCUUUUCUUCACCAAGAAAACAAGCUUAUCUCCAGAAACCUUUGACAGGAAUGUUAAAGACUCCAUACAGAAAUGGCAAGACUGUACCAGACAGUAUUCUGACAGGACCUGUGCAUAUAACAAGACUUUGCAAAAUAGCUUGGGGGUACGUUUGCAUAAUGGUUUAUAUAGCCUAUUUCUUCGUGACUGGUUGAAGGUAUUCCACAAAGACCAGAUUUUGGUACUGAGAAUGGAAGAUUAUCACCAGAAUGUAGCAGAAACUAUCAUUUCUAUCUAUCGCCACCUCGGUUUAAGGGCAUUAACUGAGGAAGAAGAGAAGGUGGUGAACAUGGCUCCAGUUCUCAACAAGAAUUGGAAGAAGCCCACAAUUGGAAAGAUGCUGGAAUCAACUGAAAAAAUUCUCAAAGAAUUUUACAAACCAUACAACAGAGAUUUGGCUGAUCUUUUAAAAGAUUCAAGAUAUGAAUGGGAAGAUAUUUAUUUAAAGAGUGAAGAACUGAAUGCUAGCCAUCUUACAGCAUCUUCGUAUGCCUAGGGCACAGUGCCCAUGUUUCCUGGAUGAGAACUUGUGCUGACUGCAUUUUCAGAAGGAAUAUUUAAGACUUGUAUUUUCAAAAUUUUAAAUAUAAAACUUAUCUGAAACUUUGUCAGUGUGAAUGCUAUAAAGUUCAUAUCUAAUACAGAAAAAUUAUAAUGUAGCAACUAGUGUGCUGAAUAAGAGCAACUUAGUCUCUACGGAAAUAGGUACCCACAUUUUCACACUGAAAUCAAAUUUUUUUUUUAAACUUUCAUAACUUAAAAAUGUAGAAAAUUUAUUUGUUCCUAUUUAUUAUGAAAUAAUAGUCUGUUGAAAUUCAGAAUUCUUGUUUCAAUAAGUGAUUUAUUUUCUGUUUAAGAGUGUGAUUAAAUUUUUUUUGUUCUUCAUAAUAAUGUAUUAUUAUUAUUGCUUUUAUUUACAUAUGGCACCUUUUAUUAAUUUUUAAUAAUGUAAUAUUGUUAUAGAAAAACUGUUAAAUGAAAACAAGUGUGAAAUCUUACAUUUUCCACACCAGUGUUUAAUGCAGGUUCAACAUUAUAUCCAAGAAGGUAAACUGAAUCUUAGUUGUUAUUCCAUGUAUCCAUUCAAUAGUAGAAAAUU